CGGCUUCUUUAUUCUUUUUCAAUAAUAGCCUGUAAGAAGUUUCACAAGCGCUCGCGGAGGAAGUUUACCUGUGUCCCGAUUGGCUUUGUACUCUCAUUACAACAAAAGAUACUGGACGGUUGUUCCGCAGAACAUUUUGGGUUGCAUGCAUCCAUGCCAAGAAAUUGCAUUACGAGGGAGACUCCCGCCAAGGAGAAACAGUUUUAUCUCUGAAGGAUGGAGGUAGGAGCUAGACAAGGCCAGACAGCAGAGAAUGGACGCACUGACGCCAUGAUGAGAGAACCACGCUCCUCCCCUUGCUCCAGUCUAAAGAUGUUUCUGGUGGCUUUGUCUUUUGCCUAUUUUGCAAAGGCUCUGUCAGGAAGCUACAUGAAGAGCACAAUAACUCAGCUGGAGCGGCGGUUUGACAUCCCCAGUUACCUAAUAGGUGUCAUUGACGGGAGCUUCGAGAUAGGUAACCUGUUGGUUAUUGCUUUUGUCAGUUACUUUGGGGCGAAGCUCCAUCGACCAAAGAUCAUUGCCAUGGGCUGUGUGCUGAUGUCCAUUGGUACAUUCAUUAUUGCUUUGCCUCACUUCAUCAUUGGACGGUAUGAGUUUGAAACAUCAGUGCAUUGGGCUAUCAAUUCAACCAAGAACCUUGCUCCAUGUUCACUAGGCUCACCGGCCCUGUCCCAAGGCAGUGAGCCACCUGCAGUGCCAGGCAUUGGUUGUGAGGGAGAGUCCAACUUGUCCAUGUGGAUCUAUGUGCUUUUGGGGAAUGUCCUACGAGGCAUUGGAGAAACACCUGUUCAGCCUUUGGGGAUCUCUUAUAUUGAUGAUUUUGCUAGCGAGGAGAAUGCAGCGCUCUAUGUCAGUUGCGUGCAGACCAUAUCGGUCAUUGGCCCUGUGUUUGGCUACCUGUUGGGUUCCUUAUGUGCCAAAAUCUAUGUGGACAUUGGAUUUGUAAACAUGGCAACCAUUACCAUCACCCCGGCUGAUGCCCGCUGGGUAGGGGCUUGGUGGCUAGGCUACCUCAUAGCUGGGGUUAUCACCCUGUUUGCUGCCAUCCCAUUCUGGUUUUUACCUCGAUCUCUGCCCAUAUCAAAGCACCCGAGCCCGGUACAGUGCACACCAGAACGGACAAGUUUCCUCAAGGACUCCCCCCCUUUUGAACACAAGUAUUCGGCAGAGCCUACCAGCUUCCUAGAGAUGGCCAAAGACUUUAUUCCAACCCUGCGGACUCUGCUGGGAAACCCUGUGUACUUCAUCUACUUGUGUGUGACCAUCAUCCAGCUCAACUCCCUCAUUGGUAUGGUCACCUACAAGCCCAAGUACAUCGAGCAGCACUUUGGACAGUCUGCCUCAAAGGCCAACUUUUUGAUGGGUGUCAUUAAUAUCCCUGCCGUAGCAUUUGGGAUGUUUUCUGGUGGUCUGUUAAUGAAGAGGCUGAAACUCGGCAUCAUGGGAGCAGCCAGGUUUGCCUUUGGCACAUCUCUGAUCGGUUACUUCCUAUCGUUGUUCUUCUUUGCCAUGAGCUGUGAGAAUGCCAUGGUAGCUGGAGUGACACUGUCAUACAAUAGGAAAGAUGGGUUAUCCUCUCAUGAACACUCGGUGUUUGGAGCCUGCAACUCUGGCUGUGUUUGUUCAGGGAAUGACUGGGACCCAGUCUGUGGAGAAGACGGGAUCACAUAUGUGUCUCCAUGUCUGGCUGGCUGCACCAGCUCCUUUGGCUCUGGGAAAGACACUGUUUUCUCAAACUGUAGCUGUGUAGGUGUGGCUGGCAACCUUACGGCAAGUGCGGGUCAGUGCCAGCGCAGGGACGAUUGUGACAAAAUGUUUCCAUACUUCCUGGCCCUCUCUGUCAUCACCUCUUUCAUCAUCUCUCUGGGCGGCACACCAGGCUACAUGCUCCUCAUCAGGUGCAUUAAACCACAGUUGAAAUCACUGGCCUUGGGGUUUCAUGCUCUGGCAACACGCACCCUAGCAGGUAUUCCAGCACCCAUCUACUUUGGAGCGAUCAUUGACACCACAUGUCUGAAAUGGGGCCACAAGAGGUGUGGGGGAAUAGGGGCCUGUAGAAUCUACAACACGACUGCCUACAGGAUGGCGUACCUGGGCCUGACUCUGAGCCUGCGGACCGUCUCGUUUCUUAUCUGCAUUCCUGGCUUCAUUCUGCUAAGGAGACAACUGAAGAAGGAGGAGAGAAAUGCCAUUCACAGAGCUCUGGCCAAUGGCGGAACAGAAAUUGAGGCUCUCAGGAAAGAGGAGGUUGUGAUUUUUAACUCUGACAAAGAUCAACGAACAUCAGACAACAGCACAGAGAGGGAGACACGGCUGUGA
Molecule: messenger RNA, 2319 nt
Organism: Lampris incognitus (smalleye Pacific opah)
Lineage: Eukaryota; Metazoa; Chordata; Actinopteri; Lampriformes; Lampridae
Product: solute carrier organic anion transporter family member 1C1-like
Exons: 15
Coding region: 217-2319 (700 amino acids)
Biological process (GO): transmembrane transport; sodium-independent organic anion transport
Cellular component (GO): membrane
Molecular function (GO): protein binding
Source: RefSeq, a predicted model, not a curated record